AUCUAAUGUAAUAAACAACAGAUUAUGAUGAAAUGUAACAUUAUCUAAAACUUGCUUAAGAAGGAGAUACUGAUGCAUAAUUUAGAGUAGGUUUAAUGUAUGAAGAUGGAAAAGGUGCUUAAUAAAAUAUUUAAGAAUGUAUUCAAUGGUAUUUUUAUAUAUUUAUAUUCUAGGUAUUAAUUAGCUGCUUAUAAACAUGCUUAAGCUGCAUAUAAUUUAGCAUCUAUUUAUUAUUUAGGUAGAGUUGUUGCUCCUGAUUAUAAAAUUGCUCAUAAAUACUUUAGUAAAGCAGCUGAAUUAUAAAAUGAAUAAGGAAUGUUCUAACUAGGUUUAAUGCAUUUAUUUGGAUAAGGAGUAGAAUAAGAUUUUGAAAAGAGUAGAGCUUGGUUUGAAAAGGCUGCUAAAUUAGUAUUUAUUCUAUUUUUAUAAUUUUUAAGGGUUCUGUAUCUGCAAUGAAUAACCUUGGUAAUAUCUAUAGAUCUGGUAUUGGGACUCAUAUUCAAAUUGAAGAAGCUAAGAAAUAUUAUAGAAUGGCAGCAGAUAAAGGAGAUUUAUGUGCUAUGACUAAUCUAGCUACUGUUUUAUUGUAAGCAAAUCCAACUGAAGCUUUUGAUUGGUAUCUUUAGGCAGCUAAAGGUGGUUUUGAAAAUGCUUAAUAUAAUCUUGCUGUUCUUUAUGAAGAAGGAACUGGAACUAAACAAAAUUUACCAUAAGCAUUAUACUGGUAUAAAUAAGCAGCAUAAGCUGGUAAUAUAGAAGCCAAAGAAGCUGUCACUAGAUUAAGUCCGAUUGUUCAAAAUUAACAAUAAAAUGAUAAACAAUAGUAGGGUUAAAAUACAUAAUAAUCAUCUGCCAAAAAAGGUGGAUGUGGAUGCAUUGUAUUUUGAUAUUCAUUAUAACUAUUUAUUAUAAAUAUAAAUUAAUAAUGGAGAAUAUUGAAGUGGAAGUUAAAAAACAAUUGAAUUAUUUAAGAAGUUUAUAGAGUUAUCUCUCAGAAUCAUCAGCUAAUCCUAAAGAUUUCGCUAAAAUUAUAGAUAUUUACAAAAACCCAAUACAUAGAAUAUUAAAAUUAAAUUGUUAUCCAUUACUCAAAACCUUUCCAUCAUCUGAACUUAUUUGUCUAGAAUUAGAAAAAGAUUUUAGCAAUAAAGAUUUUGAAAUACAAUUACUCUCACUCAAAUUAGCAUAUUCCUUACCAAUUAGUAAUCUUAUGCAAAUUGUUAAAUCAUAUGAUACAGCAUUUUAUUAGAUUAUAGAAUAGUAAAAAUCUAUAUAUUUAUUAGAUCUUCUGAUUUUCAUUAUGAAAGAUUAUGUGCUGUCAAUUCUAUUUUACAAUUAUUGCUUACAAAAGAAACAGAAGUUGAUUCAAUUGAUAUGCCAAAAUAAACUAUAACUAAUAUUUAUUUGAGAAUUGCUGAAAAUUGUUUUUCCAAUAAUAGAGAUAUCUCAGCUAAUUGUAUUAUCUGUUUAUCAGAUUUUUUGUAGAGUAAAUUAUAAAAUCCAAACAAUCUUACUUAAGUUAAUUAUGAUACAUAAUAAAUUAAAUAGUAUCUAUUAUUAAGAUUAUAACUACUCUAUGAAAAAAUUUGUAGUUAUGAAAUUCGUAUUAGAUCUAAAAUGUUAUUUCUAUUAUCAUAGAUUUUGGUCGAUUCACCUAAAUAAAUAUCACAAUAAAAUACAGUCUAAUAAAACUAAAACACUCUUAUUUAUAAAUUAAAUGUAAUAGACUUUAAUAGUAAAAUCAUCAAAGCUGGCUUAUAUGAUAUUCUUUAAUAUAAUUUUGAAAUAGAUAUCAUUGUAUAAGUUUCCAAUUUUCUUAUCAAUGUUAUUUCUCAAUGUAAAUCAUAUGAAUUUUUUAAUACAAGUUAGAUUGUUUGGUAACUUUUUGAUUACAUAGAUAAAUAUAUAAAGAAAGUGAAUUAUAAAAAAGAAUUAAAUUAGAUUUUACUCUAGAUUCUUUAAUUAGAUAUGGAUUUGAAUACAAAUAUAGCCAUAUCAAUAAGAAUUUUAGAGAUAUCCUUUCUUAUUUCAAAUUAAUUAACUCGAUUGUUAUUUCUGCUUUAUUGCUUCAAUAAUUUAAUCUAAAAAUCUAUCGAAUUGCUUUACUAAAAAAAGACAAGUGCAAUACUAGGUUUAUAUAAUUAGACUUGGUUUCUGACAAAAAUAAAAGAUGAACCUGAAGAAUUAAUUUGUUGCUUAAUCAUAGCAGCUAUUCAUUAAGAAACUAAUAAAUCUAUUUUAUUAGAAAUUAUGGAAAUAUGUAAUGCUUUUAUUUGGGAUGGUUGUAAUAUCGAAGCUAUAAUUAUGUAUUUAUUAUUAAUAGAAGAAUGCAUUAAUGUUAUUCCAUCUGAUGAAAUAAGAUUAGAAGAUCUCAUUAUUAGAAUGAAUAAUAAUUAAAUAAGCUUCAACUAAAAAGUUUAGACAUUAUUAAUCAUUACAAGAAAAUUUACAGAAAGUAGUUGGAAUUGCAAAUUAGAUUAUAUUAAUAUCUUAGCUGAGUUUAGAACUUUUAUGAUUCAACCUAUUCAAACUUAGAUUUGUCAAAUCAAUUUGUUAUAAAAUGUCUAUAAGAUUUUAUAUUAUUUAUCAAUGAAUUUUCAUACACCUGAAAAUCAAAUCAAAUCAUCGAUUCUGGAAUUGUUAUCAGAUUAUAAUGACAGUUUAUAAUAAAGGAAAAAUGAUCAUAUAGCAGAACAAUUAAUAGAAUAUAAUAGAAAUUUUGUUAAAUUACUUUAAUACAAAGAUUAACUUCAACAAGAUUAAUUAUAAAUAAAGAUUAAUAAUUAAAUUGAUUCUAUAAAUCAAAACUUGCAAAAUCUAACAACUUAUUAAAUAGCUUACAAUAUAUUUUAAUAAAAGUAAUUUUCAUCUGAACAAAAUACUCUAAUAAUGAAUUUAAGAUCAUUGUAGUUACCUUAAAAAAAUAUAUUUACUGAAUUGUAAUUAAAUUCAAAAUUAAUUACUGGAGUUAGUGAUUUUGUAUAAAUCUAUUGUUCUCAUACAUUAGAUUUAUAAAAGUCUUGCAUAUGUUUAGGAAUUAGAGUGAUCAACAAUUGUCCAUUUAAAUUAGAUAAUUUAGGAAUCAAAAUAUUAUUAGAUAGAAAUUCUUAUAUUUAAAACAAUUAUAAACUUAUAGAAGAAUUGCCAUCAUAUCAAGAAAAAUAAUUGUUUUAUGUUGUAAAAGUAAAUCCAAAACUCUCUAUGCAUUUUGCAUUUGAUAUAAUAUUAUAAGAUAUAAAAAAUGAAUCAUCUUAGUCUUUUACUAUUAGAACAUAAAAUUACAGGAUUAGCAUGCUUGAAUUUCUUAUACCGAAUACGUUUUUGUAUUUGUCAUAGAAUUGUUUUUAAUAUAUAACGUAUGACACUUCUUUAAUUAUAAAAUGUUAUCUUGAAGGAAAUUAUUUAUAGCUUUAUAAAAAAUUAUUAUCAUAGCCAUUUGCAACUGUAAUCUUAGAUAAUACAAAUCAAGUAUUUUAAUAUUCAAUUAAAUAAAACUUAAAUCUUGAUUUGAUUGCUUAAAAUGUUUCAAAAACUAUAAACAUUGGGUUAUUGUCUUAUUUGAUUAAUGGCUAAAAUUUAGCAAUUAUAAUAUCAAAUAUAUCAACAUAAUCAAAUUCAACUGAAGUAUUGUUGGAGGUAAUCAUUUUUAUUUUAUCUAGAUUAAAUCUGAUAAAAGUUGUAUUGAGAGUUUUUAAACUGAAAUUGAUAAAUUUUUAUUUGAAUUAUCAGAUGGAUUAUUAUCUGUAGUAUUGUGA
Molecule: messenger RNA, 3755 nt
Organism: Paramecium sonneborni
Lineage: Eukaryota; Ciliophora; Oligohymenophorea; Peniculida; Parameciidae
Source: the annotation of a GenBank genome assembly